GCAUUAAAACGUCUUGAGACAGUUAAUAAUUUUACAUGCAAGUAUUUUUAUGCACUUUUAGAGGGCGCUGUUUCGAUAAAUGUGGUAAAGGCGCGGUAGCCAUGGAAGUGAAAGUAAAAGUAAGAACAUAUUUUUUAUCGUGCGUUGUUAGAACGUGUAUGAGUAAGCAGCGUUUCAUAAUUCCUUUUCAGUAGCCCACUUUACGUUUUUCGAGUAUUAGCAUAGUCACACAAAGUUUGUACAGACUUUCGUAGACCUCAUGAUGAAAAGCAAGAUGAGAGUUUUCUGUUGGUUUCUGUCGUUGUUCUGCGCUACCAGGACUGAAGGAUUUGCAGUUCUGGGUCCUGCUAUGCCCCUAGUUGUCCAGUUGGGGGCGUCUGUAACGUUACCCUGCUCUGUGGAUACCCCACUACCUCUGCACGAGCUGGAGGUGGAGUGGACGAGAGGGGAUUCUGGGACCCUGGUGCAUCUGUUCCAGGAAGAAGAGAGUAGGCCAGAAUCACAGAGCCCAGCUUACAGUGGCAGGGCCGAUUUUUUCUCUGAAGAAAUCUCCAAAGGAAACUUCUCUCUGCUGCUUAGGAAUGUCACUACUGAAGACAAAGGGCUGUACAAGUGUGUAGUUCACACUGAACACGAGUCCCAUGAAACAGAGGUGACAAUAGAUAUUGAACGGCUGGUUGUGACAGGUGCAGACGUGCCUGCAUUUGCAUAUGCUGGUGAGGAUGUGAUUCUGAACUGCUCAGUGGACACCCAUGUUCCUCUCAACGAGUUAGAAGUAGAGUGGAUAAAGACAAACGGGGAAAUCCUGGUGCUGCUGUUUUCUGAGGGGGAGGACAGACCAGAGUCACAACAAGAGAGAUUCAGGGGGCGUGCUGAGUUCUUCAGUGAGGAGAUUCCCAAAGGAAACUUCUCUCUGAAACUGAGGGAUGUAAAAAGUGAAGACAGAGGGGAAUUCAUGUGCAAAGUCCAUACAGACAGGGAUUCAGUCAAUGCAACGGCAUGGUUACAAGAACAGGGUUUUAGCACCUUACAUCUAUGUGUCCUGGGCUUAACCAUUGCUGCAGCGGCUUUUGCAGUUACAAGCUGCAUUCCUGCUCUUUGGUAUAUAAACAAAGAAAGACAAGAAAAAAUCAAGAAAGAAAAAAUCAAAAAAGAGAGUUCUCCACCCAGUGACCCCGUCGCUAAUGAAGAUGAUGCAGCGGGUAAAAACAACAGAGCUGUGUUGCUAUAUUGCCUUCAAGUCUCCGUUCCAUGCAUCCUGAUGUCCAUUGCAUUCGCCAUAUGGGGUUAUAUUGAAAGCUCUGUUGGAGAGGCUUAUGUUUGCAGUACUAUAAAUCUCAUGAGGAUCCUGGUGAUAUUUAAGGUGGCUCCAUAUGUACUUCCUGGUACAUGUUACGAGAGAUUGAAAAGCGUGGCUCUGCCUUUGGAAAGUUUUGUCAUUACAACAGGGGUAAAUUCUGCUGUCCUCCAUAAUCUUUUGACAUACCAAGCCCCAGAUGCAGCACAAAAACUAUUUUCUGGAUUCAUGUUCGCUGUUGUGAUAUUGUUCAGUUUAUCGGCAGUUUUUUCAGGGUUAAAGUUUUCCUCAGGAUAUUCCUAUGAAUACCUAAGUUAUGUGUUUUCUUUGGAAGUAUUUUUUAUUAUUUUCACACGUUCUGCAUAUGGUUUUACAGCAGUGUUUUUAUUGUGGUUUGUUAUGCCUUGUUUGAAGAAUUUGUUGGAAAAUUGGGAAUCAGACUGGUGCAGUGAAAGAUACGCAUAUUUAGGUGAGGGCGUCCGUCUUGUGCUUCAUUACAUUUUAUACAGAACAUGCUAUCUUCUAUUUCUGGACAUCUUCUCAGAAAAGGAUAAAGAACACCCUGCACUGAUGUGCUUCUUUGUAUUCCUCUGCAUCCUGACUGCAAUACUGACUUUUGACCACAGGAGUAAUUUACCUGGUGUACUUCAUAUCCUAGUAUAUGUGUUUGGUUCUACUGUCCUAAGUGUCCUCAAUUCAGUUGCUCUAGCAACAGAACUCUUUCUGAAAGCAAGAAAAGGGGAGAGAACUGUGGAAGAUCUUCGGGUGAUUGUCUUCCCCCUUGAAUCUUUCUUUUUGGCCUGUUGGCUAGGCUUACAGGUGUAUGCAUACUGUACACAGAAUAAAAAAAUGAAAGAACAACUGGAGCUCAUGUUCCGGAGCUGCAAAACACAAGCCCAAUCUUCAACAUCAUCUCAGCAAAAUCAGGAAUGACAUUGAAGACACCUCGCCCUCACCUGACACCUGUACUUUUUUGGAUUUUUAUGUCUGUUAUGUAAACCUUUUGUGAUCAUUAUGCCAUAAAUUUAUUCUGUUGCAAAUUU
Anguilla anguilla (European eel) is the source of this 2340-nucleotide messenger RNA. RefSeq lists its product as uncharacterized. NCBI's taxonomy places the organism in Eukaryota, Metazoa, Chordata, Actinopteri, Anguilliformes, Anguillidae. The transcript is spliced from 18 exons. Gene Ontology annotation, biological process: positive regulation of T cell proliferation; negative regulation of T cell proliferation; cellular response to lipopolysaccharide. Gene Ontology annotation, cellular component: external side of plasma membrane. The coding region runs from base 260 to 2230 and encodes 656 amino acids. The record is from RefSeq and is a predicted model, not a curated record.